Messenger RNA from Cydia splendana, 1745 nucleotides. Its product is annotated as collagen alpha-2(I) chain-like. The transcript is spliced from 6 exons. The coding region runs from base 1 to 1509 and encodes 502 amino acids. The record is from RefSeq and is a predicted model, not a curated record. NCBI's taxonomy places the organism in Eukaryota, Metazoa, Arthropoda, Insecta, Lepidoptera, Tortricidae.
AUGGUAACUUCAAGAGCAGCGUGUAUUCUGGUGCUGCUGACCGCCGCCCGCGCCGACAACUGGCGCUGGCCCGACAACGCGCGCGCAGCCUCCGUACGCAUCGACACUAAAGUGCGCUUCGUCGACGAUGAGAGGCGGCCGAAUAAAGUACAAGCGGACGAAAUCAAACCUCCAGUGGAGACCGAGGGCUUCUACAACCGUCCGGCGGCCGGGGCCGCGUCCGGCCGCUACGCCGUCCAGUCAGAACCUCACUCGCAACGACUCACAGCUCAUGACCUGCAGCUGAUGAAGCUCAUCAGGCCUCAACAGUACUCGGACGGCACUCUGGACUCGUUGCAGUAUUGCAAGUGCGUCACUUCUUUGACGGCCUCCUGCCACUCGCGCGGCAAUUCUGAGAGAGCGUGUCCAUCCGGCCAAAAUCUAUGUUGCUACAAAAGGCCGAACAGAAAUCCGCAUAACACUGACUCAGGGAUUUUUAGCGAAUUAGAAGAUGAACGUCCCAUGCUGCUUCCAAGUCACGAGAGCAUAGCAGGCCCCUUUGGGAGCCCUGACGAGGAUAUCAUAGGGGCCCUGAAGCCAAGUGUCAACGGGUACCAGAACGGAGGAGAAUACCGGGGCUUGCUUUUUGGACCUGGAGGACCCACUGGACAUAUAGGACCAGGGCGCCGCGAAAAUAGGAUCUUAGUGGGACCAUCUGGCCCUACUGGGCACAUAGGACCCGGAUCGAACAAACAAGUCUUAGUGGGGCCGGAAGGAUCCACUGGCAUUAUUGGUCCUAAUGGCGGUGGUAGAUAUCACGAUGGAAAUAACCAACGCAAUCCUGGACUUUUAGUCGGACCUGAGGGCCCUACUGGUGUUAUUGGCCCAAAUAAUCGCAAUAAUAGAUACCACCAGAACCAAAGUCCUGGCGUUUUAGUUGGUCCUGAUGGACCUUCCGGUGUAAUUGGUCCAAAUUACGGUGACAAUAGGAUUACUCUUGGGCCAAAACAACGGAAUCCUGGAGUUUUGGUCACCGAUGUCAUCGACCACGAGAACAGAAUAGCUGCAAAUAAACGUUACCCAGAAGUUCUAGUCGGCCCCGAUGGACCCACAGGUGUGGUUGGCCCAGGUUAUCGAGAUGACAGAGACUUCACCGCACCAGGCUUUAAUCAGCACCCCGGUGUAUUGGUCGGCCCGGAAGGCCCGACCGGCCACAUAGGCGUUCCUCAAGUACUCGUCGGUCCCGGCGGACCUACAGGCGGCAUCGGGCCGAAUCACAAGCAAGGUGCGUCUCAUGGUGCCGAAAGCGCCCAAGUUUUAGUAGGUCCGGGCGGCCCUACGGGCAUCAUAGGGCCGGGCGGCAGGCGGGGGCGGUGGCAAACGGGGCCCGGGAUUCUCACAGGUCCUGGAGGCCCUACAGGUAUUAUAGGCCCCGGGCAGCGGCUGCUGGUCGGUCCCGGGGGGCCUACUGGCGUCAUAGGCCCUCGUGGAGGCCGCGGCUACGGCGGCUACGGUGGGUACGGCUUCUAGUAUCUGUGAUAAGCUAAGUGACUAAUAACACUAAUCAUGUGCGUGAGUGUUGUAUAAAUAUCAGUGUAGCUAACGAGCCAUAAUGCUAGUGACGACGCCGGACGCUUGCCAUACGCUUGUUAAAUAAAGCUUAGUUUUAAAUUAAGGAAUUCAUUAUUGCAGGGUGUCCGAAAAGGAAGGUUAAUCGACAGAGAAAGAAACAGAAGUGGGUAUAUGAUGAAUAAACGGAUGUAAAA